Toxorhynchites rutilus septentrionalis is the source of this 4908-nucleotide messenger RNA. It is a transcript of the gene Pask, whose product is annotated as PAS domain-containing serine/threonine-protein kinase. The record is from RefSeq and is a predicted model, not a curated record. Gene Ontology annotation, biological process: negative regulation of glycogen biosynthetic process; intracellular signal transduction; protein phosphorylation. Bases 226 to 4428 code for a protein of 1400 amino acids. NCBI's taxonomy places the organism in Eukaryota, Metazoa, Arthropoda, Insecta, Diptera, Culicidae. The transcript is spliced from 7 exons. Gene Ontology annotation, molecular function: protein serine/threonine kinase activity; ATP binding. Gene Ontology annotation, cellular component: cytoplasm; cytosol; nucleus.
AAUCAGUCUGUGUCAUUUUUAAACAAAAGCCUGGUUUAUGUCUGGCAAAUCGUAACGGUCGUUCUCAAUUAAUCAGUAUUUUGAAUUAUUAUACGUUUAUAUUCAAUGUUGUUCCUAGCUUGACUUCGAAGAUCAUUCAUAUUUUCUGUUCAGGUUGUUUGAUGCUGAGUAUUGCUCCUGAAGUUUAUUGCUGAAAUCACAGUUGUGGAAAUACGCGCAGCACAAAUGGACAGUGCCGAUAAUAGCAGCAUUCGCUUCAAAACACCCCCGACAGUCACCUGGAGAAAAAAUCACGUAUCAUCCUCUGCUGCAACAAAGGAGAAAUACAUAAACAGUUCGGGUCUGGUGCUGCCCCAACCCCAGGACUCCCAAACAAACGAGGAUAAAGAAUACAAACGAAGCGAUCGGAAAAAGAAAUUGUUUCGGUGCCAAGUAGCUUGCACUACUAGCAAGAAACGGGUUCCCUUCAGGUGCCAUCGUCCGCUGGCUGACCAGACACCCUCACCGUACGACCGAACAACGAGGGGCCGAGGGCUGAAGCCGUCCAGUAUUUUCACCCCGCUAGAAAAUCUCAGAACAACCCAACCGAAUCACUCCGGGCACGAUUCCGACUGGCGCAACAGUUUCUUCAGCAACUCAUUCGAAGUGAACCAGAGUUUUCCCCGGAUACCAAACAAACGCGAACGCCGCCGCGAUGUCUAUCAACAGCUGUUGAACACCCCGUUUCGCUUUCACCGAGUAACCCCAUCGGAAGCUUGUUUUACCACCGGAGGAAAACAUCAACGCUCAGCGGCAACCCGGAUGGACCGGGUUCGGGUAGAUGGUGCCAAUGGGCUCCGCUUUACGGCACUUCGUCCCAAGGGAUGUCUCUCGCAUGGUAUCAGCUCACCAUACAAUAAUUCCUAUGUGGCCUCGGCGUCGGAAUCGAUUGGGCGUCUGCCGAAGAGUGGAAUCAAUCCCAAUAAGGCGGUUUUCACAAUCGAUUCCAAAACCUCCCAGAUACUGAUAGUGAACCGGAACGCAUGCGAUUUGUUGGGAUACAGCUCGAAAGAGCUUUGUGAGAUGCAAUUUGCCAAUUUGUUACCGAACAAAAACAAAAUGCAUGUUUCGGCGCUCGCUGAAGGGCAAUUGAACAGUGAGGAUGGAACCGUUGUUAUACUGAGUGGCAAGGUAGUGGAAUUGUGCACAAAAUCCGAUGAUAACGUUGCUGUUUCGUUAUGGGUGCGACAAAUCGAUAACGACGCCAGAUGCCUGGCUGUGGCAGAGCCGGUCGAGAGAAGAAUCGCUCAGCUGCUGGUUGACAAGAGUGGCUACGUUAUUUCGGGGGACUACGAAGCGCUGCUGUUGUUUCAGCUCGAUUCUAUAGAGAAAUUCAACGGAAUAGAUGUGACCCUUCUCAUUCCGGCAAUUCAACUGCCCGAUGCUGAUAACAGUAUGAUCGCAAAGCAUAUUCGGAAACAAAAAGCUACCGGCAAGACAGCGGAAGGCGUUGCGUUUCCUUUGUGCUUGAUGAUUGCCCAUCACGAUUCGGGAACGGAUACCACCGAUAGCGGUCUCUCGAAUCCGAAUCAUCUAUUCGUUAUCACCAUUUGGGUGUUUACUAAUUUGUCCGGAUUGAUUGUGGUCGAUGAGAACUCUGUGAUUGAAUCGUGUAAUCAUCACUUCUCUAUGCUCAUGUUCGGAUAUCCGCAGAACAAGAUAAUAGGAGAGCAUAUUUCGAGGAUUUUGCCUAAUUUCGGGCAGGAGUGCGAUUAUCUAGGGUAUGUCAACCGGAGUCGCAAUGCGACACUAUCAUCGCUAGACAAUGAAGAGUCGGAGACGGAAACGGAUCACGUGGAUUUCGAGAACAAGGAUGAGUUUAUUCAUAACGCGAUCAAUAGUAUGAAAAAUGCUACGGAUGAGUUGUGUAGUCCUGUGAAGGAAUCGAAGAAGGUAUGUUUAGAUUUUACCACCACAUCUACCAGCAUCAACAGAACGGGGAACAACAAUACCGGUGCUAUGUCCAUUUCACUCUCAUCCACAACAGCUGAACAGCAACCGUUGGUAGAUCGUACAAACUCAGCUGAUGUGAACGAAUCAAGUGGCCUAUUCUCAUCGAUCAUCGUUAGCUCGGUUCCAGAGAAUCUUCUCUACCUGGACAACAAUAGCGAAAACAAUAGAAACUAUGCUAAUUUAUCCAACUCGGCUAGUUGCAAUGCUUUAAAAUCCGUCGCACUUGCUUCAUCUACUUCCGUGUCGGUCAACACAAAGGAAACCGUGGCGAAAGCAUCGAUGAAAGAUGACUGCCCGGGUAUUGUUGACUGUGAUCUUCUCACUCCAGUAAACGAUCCCUCCAAAUGUAUGAACAUGCUAAGUAGUGGAAUGAAAAAUGUUUCUACCGAUUGUGAAUCGAAGGAGGCGCUUUAUAAUUCUGAAGAAAUCAGUAACGUAUUUUUGAAACAUUCCGUGAGUAGAGAUUAUUCCGCUCCACUUAGUGCGCCCCCAAUCUCCACAACUCCACGAUAUAUCAAACCAUAUGAAUUAUCGAAACCUAUGGUUACAUCAACGCCCGAUCAGCAGAAACGACACUCGGCUGUAGGCAUUAUCUCCAAUCCAAUCGCGCCCCGCAAACCGAUCUACUCCGAUGGAAAGUAUCGUGGCGAAGCCAUUCACUACGACGGCAAUGUUAUUGAUAUUCUGUACACAAUUUCCAACCAGACGCUCCCGUGCGGAAGAAAGGUCUACUGCAUUUGGAUAAGUCGUGACCCGGACUCGUCGUACAACAUUCUGGACGACGAGGAUAAACAUCAGAAUCUCACGCUGACAUUCAACAGUAUCACCAGCACCAUAGACAACUCGCUGGGACAGGCCAUUAAAAAUACUGCAGCAGCACAGCAUUCCGAGAGACCCAAUUCGGCUUCGCGGAUGUCUCAGUGCGACGAGGAUCUUAUCCAUGGCGAGUACAGUAAAUAUUACACCCUGGUGAGGCACAUCGGCAAGGGCGCGUACGGGUAUGUGAAGCUGAGCCACCGGAACUCGGACAGGUUGCUUGUGAUAUCCAAAUUCAUCCUCAAAGAGAAGCUCGUUCCACAGUUCAUGAUCAAAUCGGAAGACAAUCGUGAAAUACCGAUGGAGGUGUACUUAUUGACGCACGUCAAGCACCCGAAUAUAGUCAAUAUGUUCGAUUGGUUCGAGAAUGAUAAAUUCUUCCAAGUGGUGAUGGAAAUUCACGGAUCCGGCAUGGACCUGUUCGAGUUCAUCGAUCGACGGCCGGUAAUGACGGAGAAACUAGGGUGUCUUAUCUUUCGGCAGAUUGCGAACACGGUUGCCUUCCUGCACUCGAUGAAUAUCCUACACAGGGAUAUCAAGGAUGAGAAUGUGAUCAUCGAUCAUAACUUCCAUAUCAAAUUGAUUGAUUUCGGGUCGGCCACCUUCGUGCAGGAGGGACAGUUGUUUUCUACUUUCUACGGCACAACAGAGUAUUGCAGUCCGGAGGUUUUGGCCGGAAACCGAUAUUCGGGUCCCGAGCUGGAACUGUGGGCACUAGGUGUAACGUUGUAUGUGUUGAUGUUUUUCGAAAAUCCGUUCGUUGAUGUUGAGGAAAUAUUACAAUCCGACCUGAUCAUUCCCCAUGAGAUAAGUGAAGGGCUGGAAUAUGUUUUGCUCUCUCUGCUGGACAAGAAUCCCAAAACGAGAAUCACGAUCAAAGAGCUCUUGGAAACGGAAUGGAUGACACAAGAAAUUAAUCCAGCGCAGUUCAAUUUCGCCAAAAUAAUUCCCUGUGAACCGUAUGAAACGAAUCCUGAGAAAUACUAUGUUGAUCCGAACAUUUGUUCCAGUCAAACGGGUUUGUCCACGUCUCCCCAUAGCCUAUCGAUGGUGGACGACGUCGACGGGGAGGAUGACGAUGAACAUGCACAUAUGGAUGACUCAUUUAUUGAUCCCGAUGAAUUGCUGGAAGAUGAUAUCUGUCCGCUAUCGCACGAUGAGGAUAUGCCCCUGGAUAGAGUUGAUGAUCACUCUGGAAAAGAAAUCAAUAUUCUUUCCACGGGUCUGACCAGUCUAUCCCUGAAGGAACCCGAUGGAACCUGCAUAAAUUUAAUGGAUAGUCAAGUGAAUAAUCAAUCGGGGAAGAUCAGAGGGUCAGCAAAUUCGACAGGCAUCUCAGACUAUUGUGAUACUGACAGUGAAAUACUGCUGGUUUACGAUUCAGACGAGGAGGAGAGCACGGGAGAUAACGCCAUCGGAAACGAUUCGUCAAUUAGUGGAGCUAUCAUCAGGAAUCCACGGUCAGAAGGAUCAGUGGAAGCGAGGAAAGCGCACGGGAAGAGUGAGCGCACUGACAGUUUGAGCGCACAGAAUGAAAGUUACGACUAUGACUACACUAACGAAAGCUUUGAGGAAGAGGAUGAGGAGGAAACGGCCACGAGUUCGUCUCACGUAAGUUGAAUGCUUGCAUUCCUUUUUGUUUUCGCAAAACGAUUUUAUGUUUCAAUGAACCAAGUGGGAUUCUCGUUAGGGUUUGAUGGGUGGCAGCCAAUGAUAAAUUGUGGAUCAAUAAGAAAGUAAUUCAUCUCAUUCGAAACAUGAAAAGAUGUAAAGCUAGUAUUAGUACUGAUGAGUGGGUAGUGCAAAAGUAGCAGAUUGUAUAGUUUAAUCUAGAAAAGAAACCAAAGGCAACCACCAAAUCAGUAGUGAAAGCAGAAAACACACAAGCAUAAAUUAAAACACAGACACACAAAUUAGUAUCUAUGAGAUUAUAUAUCAUUGUUGAGCAGAUUACUGAUUUUAAAGAUGGACAUUGCGAUAAUGAUAGAGGGGAGCAUUCCGUAACGGAGAAAGAGAUCAAGCAAUUUGUCAAUAACUGUCAUUCUUGAUUUGUAAAUAUGUCCCGCAAAUAGAAGUUGAUGCAGUUUUAAAAUAAAUUUC